AUGAGCGGCAGAGAAGUGAAGGAGUACCUGUCUCAGCAUCACCUCCCUCAGCUGCUGGAGAGUUUGUUAACAGGUCUCCUGUAUCAUCAUCCUGAGGACCCCGUCAGCUUCCUGCAGAGCUGCCUGAUCACAACCACACAGGUGGGGGGUCCUGAGGCUGUCACCUGGGACACCUUCAUCCACCCCGAGAGACACCAGCUGAACCCCGGACAGCCCAGAACAACAACAUCAAUGCCUCCCAAAGCAACACCUCUACCCUCCACCAUACCUCCUAUGAUACCAUUAGUACUUCCAAUAGAACCCCACAUACCCCAAACAAGAACCCCAUUACCCCUCAAAACAACACCUAUACCACCUAUAAAACCAAAAACAACACCCCCAAUGCCCAAAAUACCCCCAACAAUGGCCCCUAAACCCCCCAAAAUGACACCUAUACCACCUAUAAAACUCCAAACAACAACCCCCAUACCCAAAAUACCCCAAACAACAACCCAUAUACCCGAAAUAUCCCAAACAACGGCCCCUAAACCCGAAAUACCCCAAACAACAGUCCCUAUGCCCGAAAUAACCCAAACAACAGCCCCUAUUCCAGAAAUACCCCAAACAACGGCCCCUAAACCCCCCAAAAUGACACCUAUACCACCUAUAAAACUCCAAACAACAACCCCUGUACCCAAAAUACCCCAAACAACAGCCCCUAUACCCCCCAAAACACCACCUAUACCACCUAUAAAACCGCAAACAACAACCCCUAUACCAGAAAUACCCGAAACAACUGUCCCUAUACCCCCCAAAACAUCACCUCCUACCCUUUGGAUAACAACCCCAAAAUCCGUAGUUUCCUCCAUCAACAAUGAAAUACUAUCUGGACUCCCCAAAACAGCUCCUGAGCUCAAACCCCUUCCUCCAGCUCCACCUGUACCUGCCAUGAUCCCACCUGUCCACACUGAGAGGAAGGAACAGCGAGACACAAAGACAUCCAGGACAGAAGGUCUUCCUCCAUCUCCAGCCUGGUCUCAGCUCUCCAUUGACUCGGAUUCUGACAUGACGGAAAGUUCUGGACUCCUGCAGGAAGUCAGAAUCCAUCCUCCUCAGAGGCCAGGCCCUCUCAUCAUCUUCAUCAUUGGAGGUCCCGGAAGUGGGAAGGGAAGUCAGGCGGCUAGGCUAGCUCGUUGCUACAGCCUCAGAGUCGUCUCAUUGGAUGAGCUGCUAAGGAAGCAACUGCUAAGCCACACCUCCCCCAGCAAGAAGUGGAAGGUUAUUUCAGAAAUGAUGGGUCAUGGAGCGCUGGGACCACAGGAGGAGAUGACCUCAGAGUUGAGGCGACAGCUGAUUGGUCAGCAGGUCAGAGGCUUCAUUGUGGAUGGGUUCCCUCGAGACAUCCACCAGGCUCUCAGCUUCCAGGAACAGCUUGGCUCUCCUGACCUGGUGAUGCUGCUUCUCUGCUCCAAUGAGACGCUGGGCUGCCGCCUGCAGCGACGAGCCACACGGCUCGGUCUUCUAGGCGACAAUAGCCACGCCCUGCGGAGACACCUAGAGACGUUUCAGAGAGACAUCGUCUCCAUCAGCAGAUACUACAGACAGCUACAACUGCUGACAGAGGUGGACGCAGACAGAGAUGAGGAGGUGGUGUUUGCUGAUCUGAGUUCAGUCAUCAGAGAGAAACUGCUUCUAAAGAACUCACCAGAUCCUGCUGAUAUCCCAGAAUGCAGCUGUGCAGUCCCUGCUGUCUCCUGUAACAUUGCCUCCGUCAAUCAAUAA
Micropterus salmoides (largemouth bass) is the source of this 1761-nucleotide messenger RNA. RefSeq names its product adenylate kinase isoenzyme 5-like. Gene Ontology annotation, cellular component: cytoplasm; cytosol. Gene Ontology annotation, biological process: nucleoside triphosphate biosynthetic process. The record is from RefSeq and is a predicted model, not a curated record. NCBI's taxonomy places the organism in Eukaryota, Metazoa, Chordata, Actinopteri, Centrarchiformes, Centrarchidae. The transcript has 8 exons. The coding region runs from base 1 to 1761 and encodes 586 amino acids. Gene Ontology annotation, molecular function: AMP kinase activity; ATP binding.